AUGAUGCCCCAGAAGAAAAAGCGGAGGAAGAAGGACAUCGACUUCCUGGCCCUGUACGAAGCAGAGCUGCUGAACUACGCCUCGGAGGACGACGAGGGGGAGCUGCAACACGAGUACUACAAGGCCAAAGUGUACGAAGUGGUCACAGCCACGGGGGAUGUUCGCGGUGCAGGGACGGAUGCCAAUGUCUUCAUCACGCUUUUUGGAGAGAAUGGGCUCUCUCCCAAGCUCCAGCUCACCAGCAAGAGCGAGUCUGCCUUUGAGAAGGGCAACGUCGAUGUGUUCCGGGUGAGAACCAACAAUGUGGGCCUCAUCUACAAAGUCAGGAUUGAGCAUGACAACACGGGCUUGAAUGCCAGCUGGUACCUGGACAAUGUGAUCGUGACCGAUAUGAAGAGGCCUCAUCUCCGAUACUACUUCAACUGCAACAACUGGCUGAGCAAGGUGGAAGGUGACCGCCAGUGGUGCCGUGACCUGCUGGCCAGCUUCAACCCCAUGGACAUGCCAAGAGGUAAUAAGUAUGAAGUCAAGGUGUACACUGGUGAUAUAAUUGGUGCAGGGACAGAUGCUGAUGUCUUCAUCAAUAUUUUUGGAGAGUACGGAGACACAGGGGAGCGUAGGCUAGAAAAUGAAAAGGACAACUUUGAAAAGGGAGCUGAAGACAGGUUCAUCCUGGAUGCCCCAGAUUUGGGGCAACUGAUGAAGAUCAAUGUUGGCCACAACAAUAAGGGGGGAUCUGCAGGUUGGUUCCUGUCCAAGAUUGUCAUUGAAGAUAUUGGGAACAAAAGAAAAUAUGACUUCCCCCUUAACCGCUGGCUGGCCUUGGACGAAGACGAUGGCAAAAUCCAAAGGGAUAUCUUAGUGGGCGGAGCUGAGACCACAGCUAUUACGUAUAUUGUCACCGUCUUCACUGGGGAUGUCCGGGGGGCUGGUACCAAAUCCAAAAUCUACUUGGUCAUGUAUGGGGCCAGAGGGAAUAAGAACAGUGGGAAAAUCUUCCUGGAAGGCGGCGUGUUUGACCGAGGCCGCACGGACAUCUUCCACAUCGAGCUGGCUGUCCUCCUUAGCCCCCUGAGUCGGGUCUCCAUCGGGCAUGGCAAUGUGGGUGUCAACAGAGGCUGGUACUGUGAGAAGGUGGUAAUUCUGUGCCCCUUCACGGGCAUCCAGCAGACCUUCCCUUGCAGCAACUGGCUGGAUGAGAAGAGAGCGGAUGGGCUGAUUGAAAGGCAGCUCUACGAAAUGGUGUCUCUCAGGAAGAAGCGGCUGAAAAAAUUCCCUUGGUCCCUGUGGGUCUGGACAACUGACCUAAAGAAAGCUGGUACCAACUCUCCCAUCUUCAUCCAGAUUUAUGGGCAGAAAGGACGGACAGAUGAGAUUCUCCUGAAUCCCAACAACAAGUGGUUCAAACCUGGCAUAAUUGAGAAGUUUAGGAUUGAGCUCCCGGAUGUUGGCAGGUUUUAUAAGAUUCGAGUAUGGCAUGAUAAAAGGAGUUCUGGUUCUGGAUGGCAUUUAGAAAGGAUGACCCUGAUGAACACUCUGAACAAGGACAAGUAUAACUUUAAUUGCAACCGCUGGCUGGAUGCCAAUGAGGAUGACAAUGAGAUAGUGAGGGAAAUGACUGCAGAAGGCCCAACAGUGCACAGGAUCAUGGGCAUGGCCCGGUACCGUGUGACUGUAUGCACAGGUGAACUUGAAGGUGCUGGGACCGAUGCCAACGUCUAUCUCUGCCUUUUUGGUGACGUGGGGGACACAGGGGAACGGCUGCUCUACAACUGCAGGAAUAACACAGACCUGUUUGAAAAGGGCAAUGCUGACGAGUUUACUAUUGAGUCCGUCACCAUGCGGAAUGUGAGGCGGGUGAGGAUCAGACACGAUGGCAAAGGCUCUGGCAGUGGCUGGUACCUGGACAGAGUGCUGGUGAGAGAGGAAGGGCAGCCUGAGAGCGACAACGUGGAGUUCCCCUGUCUCAGGUGGUUGGACAAGGAUAAGGACGAUGGGCAGCUGGUCCGAGAGUUGCUACCCAGUGACAGCAAUGCGACACUGAAGAACUUUCGCUAUCACAUCAGCUUGAAGACUGGGGAUGUCUCUGGGGCCAGCACGGAUUCUAGAGUCUACAUCAAGCUCUAUGGGGAUAAGUCUGACACCAUCAAGCAAGUCCUUCUUGUCUCGGACAACAACCUCAAAGACUACUUUGAACGUGGCCGGGUGGACGAGUUCACCCUCGAGACCCUGAACAUUGGAACUAUCAACCGGCUGGUGAUUGGGCACGAUAGCACCGGCAUGCAUGCCAGCUGGUUCCUGGGCAGCGUUCAGAUCCGUGUGCCCCGUCAAGGCAAGCAGUACACCUUUCCCGCCAACCGCUGGCUGGACAAGAACCAGGCUGAUGGGCGUCUGGAGGUGGAGCUGUAUCCCAGCGAGGUGGUGGAGAUCCAGAAAUUGGUCCACUAUGAGGUUGAGAUUUGGACAGGAGACGUGGGUGGCGCAGGCACCAGUGCCCGAGUCUACAUGCAGAUCUAUGGAGAGAAAGGCAAGACAGAAGUGCUCUUCCUCUCGAGCCGCUCAAAAGUUUUUGAACGGGCAUCCAAGGACACAUUCCAGCUGGAGGCGGCCGACGUGGGCGAGGUCUACAAGCUCCGCCUCGGGCACACAGGCGAGGGCUUCGGGCCCAGCUGGUUCGUGGACACCGUGUGGCUGCGGCACCUGGUGGUGCGGGAGGUGGACCUCACGCCAGAGGAGGAGGCCCGGAAGAAGAAGGAGAAGGACAAGCUGCGGCAGCUGCUCAAGAAGGAGCGGCUGAAGGCUAAGCUGCAGAGGAAGAAGAAGAGGAAGGGCAGCGAUGAAGAGGAGGAGGGGGAGAAGGAGGAGUCGUCCUCAUCAGAGGAGUCCUCAUCAGAGGAGGAGGAGGAGACCGAAGAAGAGGAGGAAGAGGAGGAGUUUGGGCCGGGCAUGCAGGAGGUGAUUGAGCAGCACAAGUUCGAAGCCCACCGCUGGCUGGCCCGGGGCAAGGAGGACAACGAACUUGUCGUGGAGUUGGUGCCAGCUGGCAAGCCGGGUCCUGAGCCAAACGUCUAUGAGGUCCAGGUGAUCACGGGGAAUGUGCCCAAGGCUGGCACUGAUGCCAACGUCUACCUGACUAUCUACGGCGAGGAGUAUGGGGACACAGGUGAACGACCCCUGAAGAAGUCAGACAAGUCCAACAAAUUUGAGCAGGGGCAGACAGACACCUUCACCAUCUAUGCCAUUGACCUGGGGGCCCUGACCAAGAUUCGGAUUCGCCACGACAACACAGGCAACAGAGCAGGCUGGUUCCUGGACAGAAUAGACAUUACUGACAUGAACAACGAGAUCACGUACUACUUUCCAUGCCAACGUUGGCUGGCAGUGGAGGAGGAUGAUGGUCAGCUGUCCAGGGAGCUGUUGCCAGUGGAUGAGUCCUAUGUGCUGCCACAGAGCGAGGAGGGUGGGGGAGGCGGUGACAACAACCCUCUCGACAACCUGGCCCUGGAGCAGAAAGAUAAAUCUACCACAUUCUCAGUGACGAUAAAGACUGGGGUUAAGAAGAAUGCAGGCACAGAUGCUAAUGUCUUCAUCACACUCUUUGGCACACAAGAUGACACUGGAAUGACCCUCCUGAAGUCCUCCAAGACAAACAGCAAUAAGUUUGAGAGGGACAGCAUUGAAAUCUUCACGGUGGAGACGCUGGAUCUGGGAGACCUGUGGAAAGUUCGGCUUGGCCAUGACAACACAGGCAAGGCCCCAGGCUGGUUUGUAGACUGGGUAGAGGUGGAUGCCCCAUCUCUUGGAAAGUGCAUGAUGUUUCCCUGUGGCCGCUGGCUGGCCAAAAAUGAAGACGACGGGUCCAUCAUCAGAGACCUCUUCCACACAGAGCUUCAGACGAGGCUGUACACGCCAUUUGUUCCUUACGAGAUCACCCUCUACACCAGUGAUGUCUUUGCUGCUGGGACAGAUGCCAACAUCUUCAUCAUCAUCUAUGGCUGCGAUGCCAUGUGCACCCAGCAGAAGUAUCUGUGCACCAACAAGAGGGAACAGAAGCAGUUCUUUGAGAGGAAGUCUGCCUCACGCUUCAUUGUGGAGUUAGAAGAUGUGGGAGAAAUCAUUGAAAAAAUUCGGAUUGGCCAUAAUAACACAGGCAUGAAUCCUGGGUGGCACUGCUCUCACGUGGACAUCCGCAGGCUCCUCCCAGAUAAAGAUGGUGCAGAGACCUUGACUUUCCCAUGUGAUCGGUGGCUUGCCACCUCUGAGGACGACAAAAAGACCAUUCGAGAACUGGUUCCGUAUGACAUCUUCACUGAGAAAUACAUGAAAGAUGGGUCCUUACGGCAAGUCUACAAGGAAGUAGAAGAGCCUCUGGACAUUGUGCUGUACUCGGUGCAGAUCUUCACAGGGAACAUUCCCGGGGCAGGGACGGACGCCAAGGUGUACAUCACCAUCUAUGGAGACCUCGGGGACACCGGGGAGCGAUACCUUGGCAAGUCAGAGAACCGGACCAACAAGUUCGAGAGAGGAACGGCUGACACUUUCAUCAUUGAGGCUGCUGACCUAGGCGUCAUCUACAAGAUCAAGCUCCGCCACGACAACUCCAAGUGGUGCGCAGACUGGUACGUGGAGAAGGUGGAGAUCUGGAAUGACACCAAUGAGGACGAGUUCCUGUUCCUGUGCGGGCGCUGGCUGUCCCUGAAGAAGGAGGAUGGGCGACUCGAGAGGCUCUUUUACGAGAAGGAGUACACUGGGGACCGCAGCAGCAACUGCAGCAGCCCUGCUGACUUCUGGGAGAUCGCCCUGAGCUCCAAGAUGGCCGAUGUUGACAUCAACACAGUGACCGGGCCCAUGGCUGACUACAUUCAGGAGGGCCCAAUUAUUCCCUACUAUGUGUCGGUCACCACUGGGAAGCACAAGGAUGCAGCCACUGACAGCCGAGCCUUCAUCUUCCUCAUCGGAGAGGAUGAUGAACGUAGUAAGCGCAUCUGGUUGGACUACCCCCGAGGGAAGAGGGGCUUCAGCCGUGGCUCUGUGGAGGAGUUCUACGUUGCAGGCUUGGAUGUGGGCGUCAUCAAGAAAAUAGAGGUUCUCUAUGAAAUGACGGUGUGGACAGGGGAUGUGGUUGGUGGGGGCACUGACUCCAACAUCUUCAUGACCCUCUAUGGCAUCAACGGGAGCACGGAGGAGAUGCAGCUGGACAAAAAGAAAGCCAGGUUUGAGCGGGAGCAGAAUGACACCUUCAUCAUGGAGAUCCUAGACAUUGCUCCAUUCACCAAGAUGCGGAUCAGGAUUGAUGGCUUGGGCAGCCGGCCAGAGUGGUUCCUGGAGAGGAUCCUACUGAAGAACAUGAACACUGGAGACCUGACUAUGUUCUACUAUGGAGACUGGCUGUCCCAGCGGAAGGGGAAGAAGACCCUGGUGUGUGAAAUGUGUGCCGUUAUCAAUGAGGAAGAAAUGAUGGAGUGGACCUCCUACACCGUUGCAGUUAAGACCAGCAACAUCCUGGGAGCAGGCACUGAUGCCAAUGUGUUCAUCAUCAUCUUCGGGGAGAACGGGGACAGUGGGACACUGGCCCUGAAGCAGUCGGCAAACUGGAAUAAGUUUGAGCGGAACAACACGGACACAUUCAACUUCCCCGACAUGCUGAGCUUGGGCCACCUCUGCAAGCUGAGGGUCUGGCACGACAACAAAGGGAUAUUUCCUGGCUGGCAUCUGAGCUAUGUUGAUGUGAAGGACAACUCCCGCGACGAGACAUUCCGCUUCCAAUGCGACUGCUGGCUCUCCAAGAGUGAGGGUGACGGGCAGACGGUCCGCGACUUUGCCUGUGCCAACAACAAGAUCCAUGAUGAGCUGGAAGAGACCACCUACGAGAUCGUCAUAGAAACGGGCAACGGAGGCGAAACCAGGGAGAACGUCUGGCUCAUCCUGGAGGGCAGGAAGAACCGAUCCAAAGAGUUUCUCGUGGAAAAUUCUUCUAGGCAGCGCGCCUUUAGGAAGGGGACCACAGACACAUUUGAGUUUGACAGCGUCUACUUGGGGGACAUUGCCUCCCUCUGCGUGGGCCACCUCGCCAGGGAAGACCGGUUCAUCCCCAAGAGGGAGCUUGUCUGGCAUGUCAAGACCAUCACCAUCACCGAGAUGGAGUAUGGCAAUGUGUACUUCUUUAACUGCGACUGCCUCAUCCCCCUCAAGAGGAAAAGGAAGUACUUCAAGGUAUUCGAAGUUACCAAGACGACAGAGAGCUUUGCCAGCAAGGUCCAGAGCCUGGUGCCCGUCAAGUACGAAGUCAUCGUGACGACAGGCUAUGAGCCAGGGGCAGGCACCGACGCCAACGUCUUCGUGACCAUCUUUGGGGCCAACGGAGACACAGGCAAGCGGGAGCUGAAGCAGAAAAUGCGCAACCUCUUCGAGCGAGGCAGCACAGAUCGCUUCUUCCUGGAGACGCUGGAGCUGGGCGAGCUGCGCAAGGUGCGCCUGGAGCACGACAGCAGCGGCUACUGCUCAGGCUGGCUGGUGGAGAAGGUGGAGGUCACCAACACCAGCACCGGCGUGGCCACCAUCUUCAACUGCGGCAGGUGGCUGGACAAGAAGCAGGGGGAUGGGCUCACCUGGAGAGACCUCUUCCCUUCUGUCUGAGGGGCUACAGCCCCCACCCUCUCACUGAGAUGCCCCGAUCUCACAUUUCUGCCCUCCAUCUUGAUGGUCAGCAGCCCUCCAAAGCCUCUGGAGUUGGCACUGGGGGCCAGCAGGCCGCUGAGAACUUCAUGGGGUCCUGCUCCCCACCCUACCCCCAGUUUAUUGAACCUACAGUGAUCAUAAUUAGCUUGUGUCAUAAUCUGUGGCAGCCCAAAAAU
Piliocolobus tephrosceles (Ugandan red Colobus) is the source of this 6854-nucleotide messenger RNA. It is a transcript of the gene LOXHD1, whose product is annotated as lipoxygenase homology PLAT domains 1. The record is from RefSeq and is a predicted model, not a curated record. The coding region runs from base 1 to 6636 and encodes 2211 amino acids. The transcript is spliced from 40 exons. Lineage: Eukaryota; Metazoa; Chordata; Mammalia; Primates; Cercopithecidae. Gene Ontology annotation, molecular function: protein binding.